AUGGCAAUGAGGCGAGACGAACCCGAACCCGAGAGGCGACUCUGCGGCGUCUGCGGCUCCUCCGAACGGUGGUUCCUCCAUUACAUCCGCCACAAAGGGGCGUUUCAGAGGCUCUGCACCAACUGCGUCCUCCAAAACUACCGCGGCCUCUACUGCCCUUUCUGUCUAGAAUUCUUCGACCCACCCCUUCUGGCACGUGACCGGGUCAUGUGCGUCAAGUGCCCUUCCGUUUCUCACCCCGCCUGCGUCCUCGUCGCCAAUUCCUCCUUCCAUGGCUUCGAGUGCAAUACCUGCCGACAGGGCUACCCCUUCUUCAGCCUCAAUCGCCCACAAAACGACGCCAACGACCCCAAAACGGCAUUCGUCAUCGACAAGGCCAACGCCAAGGCCCUUGUCGCCGCUGCCAAAAUUGCUGCGGCUUCGAUGGCGAAAGCCGCCGUCGCGGCCAGGACGGAGGCCGAGCGCCGCGUCAGGGAGGCCGUGAUGGCGAAGAAGAAGGCGAAGGAGGCGUUGGAGAAACUCAGUUCUCUGGUUAACAAGCAGAAGGAGCAGGAUUCAAAAGCUGGAGACGUUGUUUCCGGGCCUAAGAGCCUCAACGGAAAGCCAAAACUGGAGAGUUCUGGUGGAAUUCCACCGGCGCCCAAGAUUGUUAAGGCUGAGGGAAGUAAUGGGUUGGGCAGUGAUCCAUUGAAAAUCGGUAAUGUUGACGCCAUGGAAGAGUGA
This is a messenger RNA of Malus domestica (apple), 723 nucleotides long. Lineage: Eukaryota; Viridiplantae; Streptophyta; Magnoliopsida; Rosales; Rosaceae. The record is from RefSeq and is a predicted model, not a curated record.